Molecule: messenger RNA, 5782 nt
Organism: Haplochromis burtoni (Burton's mouthbrooder)
Lineage: Eukaryota; Metazoa; Chordata; Actinopteri; Cichliformes; Cichlidae
Exons: 33
Coding region: 327-4301 (1324 amino acids)
Biological process (GO): lipid transport; lipoprotein metabolic process
Cellular component (GO): membrane; extracellular region
Molecular function (GO): lipid binding
Source: RefSeq, a predicted model, not a curated record
AUCUCACUGGAAAAUGAAGCAGCUAGAUCUUUUUCAUAUUGCUUUUCAUUCUGGUAAGGAUAAGUAAAGUUAAUUUCAGUUCAGAAUUGUACUUAAAAUUACAAAAACAAAAUAAAACCGCUGCGUUCCACUCGAAGAUGUGAUUUCGCAGCUUUUUGCGGAACUCCUGAACGCACCAGUGUGCAGAUGUGCGGAUUUGGAGAAGUUUUAAAAACUCCUGAGAAUGCCCUGACCGUGAAGGAGUCGUCGGUUCGCUCCGCACUGAUUUUGUUUAUUACAAAUUAGAUGUCCACGAGUGUCUGCGGCGUCUUCAAACCUCCGGCAGGAUGGAGGCGUGUAUGAUGAAACCAGAAGUCAAGAAGAAACCAAAGUCGCCCAAACCUCCUCCAAAGCCCACAGAGAUAAAAAGAAAUGAACCACAGAGACCUGAGAAACCCCCUCCUGCUGUUCCUCAGAGACCGACAGAUUCUGAACUGAGUCACACACAAUACAGACUGAAAAAAGUCACAGCAGCAUACAAUGGGAACGAUGGAAAUGUGAAGCAACGACAGACAAAAGAUAAACCACCUGAGAUGCCCGUGGUCCCACCCAGACCCACAGAGAAGGAACUGAACGCCCCAACCAGAUACAGCCAACGCAGGCCGAGCGCACAGACCAAGGUCACAGAGAGUGCCAAAGAAACUGAGCAACUUGAAGCUGCUGCAGUUCCCAAAGAUGAUGCAGACUUCAAACAGGGUUACAUGACGAAUGGAGAGGAAAAGACUGAUGACGUCCCAGUCAAACAGGCUCCCGACAGCAAACCGGCCAGCAGAAAGCAGAGUCCAGAUUCUAGCGCAGAGGAAGUGGCCUCAGAAAACCAACAAUCUGUAGAGAAAAUCAAGCAAGAAAAAACCGCAGAAUCCAAACAGGUCAGUAAAGCCGUCAGUGAUGCUGAAGAAGAGGCGAAAACAUCAGAAACGUCCCAUGAGAAUCUGAGUUCUCACAGUGACCUUUCUGCCAGCAGCGACAGCCUGUCUGAAAACAAGGAAAAAAACCAAUGGUACAGCGGGAUGUUAAAGAAGAGGUGGAAACCAACAGAAAGUCUUCAAACUGAUCAGGACAAUAAAGCAGACAGUAAUUCUGAAGACCUAGAAGAAGAGGAGAAAACAUCAGAGAUGUCUCAUGAAAAGGGAAGCUACUUGUUUGGUUUCCUUAAAAAGCCAAAAAAAACAGCCGCUGAGACGCCAACGCAGGAGAAUCUGAUUGCCCACUGUGAGCUUUCUGCCAGCAGCGACAGCCUGUCUAAAAACAAGGACCAGCAGUCCCUGCAUGGUGACUUACCCAACUCCAAUGAUGAUCUGACUGUAGCCCAGUCAAAGGAGUUGGUGGUAAAUACUGAGGCUCAGUUAUCUGCCAGCUGUGAGAAUGUGAAUGACAACACCGUCACAAAGCAGAAAAAAGGAGGCCUGGCUAAAAUUUUAAAAAGAUCCGGCAGCAUUGACAACCUGUUGGAUGAGGGGGAAAAACAUUUCAGUGAGAUGUUCAAGAGAGCUCCAAAACCAGCAAAUGAGGAAACAAACACAGAUGAAGAACAGAAAUUAUCAACCAGCGAUGAAAACCUGUCAGAAGCAAACACAGCAACGGAAAAAGCAGGAGGAUUGGCAGGAUUCUUCAAAAAGUCUCCCAAACCAGCUCCACGCUCUGUCGCUACUCAGGAUCCCCUCUCGAGGCAGCUGUCAGCCAGCUGUGACAGCCUCACAGAUGCAGGAAAGGAGGCGGCUUUGGCAAACAGUCAGCUGUCUGCCAGUAAUGACAAUCUUUUAGAAGCUUCAAGCACCUCAAAGGAGAAAAAAGUCGUCUUCUCCGGGAUCACUGGGAUGUUCAGAAGGACGCCCAAAACUGAGGAGCAACAGGAAGAUGAGGACAUGGAGGCUCCAGCAGGAGGCGGGCUGAGACGCAAGAGGACCAUCAAAAAGAAAAGACGAGUUGUGUCAUUCCGAGUUAAGAAAACUCUUCCUAACAUUCCCAAACUUGGCCUGGCUUCUCAGACUUCAGAUGAAAUGCCUUGCAUUGAGGAGACUCUCGAGUUGCAGGAGAUGAGCCCAGCACAGGAGAGCACAGUGGAGGUUCAGCCGGUGGAGAUGGCUGCUUAUCCGACUGAGGAAAACCCAGUCGAACCUGAGCCGGAAGAGGAUGAGCUUUUGGAGUGGUGGAACACAGUCAAAGGUUGGAAGGAGUGGAAUGAGACUUCUGAUUUCCGGGCAGAGGAUGAGGAAAUGGCGAUGGAGCAGGCAGCCGACCGCGUCUACAUGGCAGCCCGUCUUUUCGUGCGUCUUUUCAACCAGCGCGGGGCGUCCUUACAGCAUCGCAUCCUGGAGCUUUUGGCUAUGGCGGAUGCUGCGGAUGAGUUCCAUAAGAAGACUGUGUCGGCCGCUGUGGGCGGAGGCGUGGCCAGCGUCGCGGGUAGCGUCACCACAAUCACAGGCCUCAUUCUGGCGCCUUUCACUUUUGGCGCCUCUAUUAUUGUGACAGCAGUGGGGAUCGGUGUGGCGACGGCAGGCAGCAUCACGUCAGCGACGGCUAAAAUCACAGAUACGGUCCACUCCAACAUGGACCGUAAGAAGAUGGAGAAAAUGAUCCAGGGCUACCAGGAGGAGAUCAAAGUCCUCAGAGAGUGCAUGGAGUUUGUGCAGAAAGGUCUUGACACCCUGCAGGAGUGGGAUUUUGAGAAAUACGCUCAAAGUGCUGCCAAAAAAGCUAUGAACCACAACAUUAAACACGUGAUGAAAGAGGGAGGCCGCGCGGGAAAAGCCCUGAUGAUCAACACCAACCAGCUCGUCAGCACCGUGCAGGUUUUAGGUAGGGCAGGCGGCAUAGCCAAGGCCGCUCAGGCCAUCAGCGUCACCACAGGCGUCAUGUCGGCACUCUUUUUGGCUUUGGAUGUUUUCUUCCUCGCUAAAGACUCUCAUGAGCUUCGCAAGGGUGCCAAAACCAAAUUUGCCACCAAGAUCAGAGAGGUAUGUAAAGACCUUCAAGAUGGCCUCCUGGAGCUCAACAGGGUGAAGACGCAGCUGCAGAAGACGAUGGACGGCAUUGAGGUGGAGGAGUUUGAGGAGGUUGAGGAGGUGGAAGUAGAGGUUGAGGACGACUUGGUGUCUGAUCCAAAGAAGCUGGCUGAGCUGGAGCAGGAGCUGGACCUCCUGGAGGAGAAAGUGGACAAGAAGGUUGUAGAGGUUGAGAAGAAGGGUAAAGAAAUGGAGAAGGAAAAUUCAAAAAUUAAAAAGGUGAAGAAAGAGGAGAAGAGCAUAAAAGAAAAAGAUGAGAAGGAGAAAAAGGAGAAGAGCUUGAAAGGAAAAGAUGAAGAAAAGGAGAAAAAACAGGAGGACAGUAACGACAAAGACAAAGAGAAAUGCAAGUCCAAAGAAAAGAUGCCCGAUGAGGAAAAAGAGGAGAAAAACAAGGCAAGUGGCAAAACUGCCAAAGAAGUCCUGAAACAACAGUCUCAGAAAGAAAGCAAACAAGACAAAAACACCAAAAACAGAAUAACAGCUGGAAAUGACAACUGUAAUGGUAAGGUCAGCAAGAUAAACGAUGAUAUUGGUAAAAAUAAAACAACAGAGAAAGAGAAACAUAAAAGUAGAAAAGAGCAGGAGGAAGUGAAGAGCAGAUCAGAGGGCAGCAAAAGUGAGCGAGUGAAACCUGAGAGAGGAAGUGAAAGGAGAAGAAGCAGCAGGGAUGAUGAAGGAGAAAGGAAGCCACCUGAAAGUACAUCUGUAAAAACAGGGGACAGCAGUAAGAGGAGACAUAGCAGCAGCAGUGAGAAAGGGGUAGAAAGAGGAGGUGAACAUCUAAAUAGAGGAACUGGCGAAGAAAGGCAAAGCAGGAAAGGGAGCGAGGAGGAUAGAGGAGUGAAGGACUGGAGAGCUGAAAUGGCAAAAAAUAGAGAAGAAAAGAGACAAGGUCAGGAGACUGAGAACAGGAAGGAGUCGCACCAAGAUCACGAAAUAUCAUCAACGAAGAGGAGAGGGUCAGAAAGAGAGUUAGGAGGCAGCAGAGAGUAUUCAAAGAGGAGCCACCACAAGAGGGAGCACAGGGAGAGGGGAGAUGAGAAGCAUGGGAGCAGGGUGGAGAGUGCAAGGAGGCAGUUUGAGAGGGCAGGAGGUGAGGGAGGUGACACAAAGGCAAAAAGAAAAGACGAUGGAGAGAGUCAGAGGAGUAACAGAGAGAGGAGAGGAAGUGAAAGAGGGAGAGAGCAUGAACACAGCCAACCAGGACAACGAGCUCGUGCCAAAGCUCUCCUGCGAGACGGACUGGACAUUUAAUUCUAACAUCUACCGCCUUACCAACAAAAACAUACAGUGUGUUACUUCAACAAGAAAAUCCACUGCAUCUACGGUUUCUCACAGUACUGCAGUAAACCAGUGAUAGCUGUGUGUACAUGGAGGCGUACAUUACAAACAGGAGCAGCAGAAGGCUAACUGAACUCCUUUUAAUGACGCAGAUACAAGGAUGAAACAGUAGCACUACUGGGGUGGGGGGUAGGGGUUGUCCCACUUCUGACCUGAUGCUCUGUGAGGAGCUUCAAGUUGAAAGUCAGGACAGUUUGAAAAAGAAGCUGAUUUUUGUCAUUUGACAAUAAGACAGUGAUGUAGGGACGCCAGCAGCAGUGUUGUGAGCUGUCCAGAGAUGCAUUAGAAUAUCGUCUUGAAAUUUUUUAGCAUAUUUGGUUUUUGAUUUUUGACUCCCAGAACGUCUUGAUUACACCUCUUACAAAUGUGAUGAGUACGGGUGUCUUCAUGGGAUUUGUGUGAUCCACAGAUGAUAACUCUAAUGACUUUGAUGCCUUCAGCACGACUGUUGGGUCAAAGGUAAAACUUUAUUGUAUCAGAGGAAAAUUUACCUUCUGCUACUGUGCAGUGCUAAAAAUAACUCGACAUACAACAUAUAAAUACCCCAAUAAAACAUGGCAAAUGCAAAAACAAUAAAUAAAUAAAUAAAAUCAACACUAACAUCACUUCACAUGGAAUCAAAUCAAUUAUGACACCUGAGAAUACAAGUAAAUCUGCUAAAUUAGAAUUAGAAGUUAUCAUUAGACAGUUAUCAGUAAAAAUAAUAAUAACCAACCGCUGCUAAGCCUUUGGCAUACUGACACACUACAUAAUACAGUGACGAUUAGCGUGCUAAUGUUUGCAAUAGGUUCAAACUCUGAAUUUAGUCUCUCUGUUUCACUCAUUUGCUUCUCCCUUUGAGUGGGAAAAUGUAAGGGGGUCUAUCUGCAAACACUGUGAGACACGACACUAAGACUUCCUAUGAAUCAUUGCAUUUGGAGGGGCAGAUGUUUUAAGGUCCUGCCAUACAGUCAACCUGCAGAAUGACUCUUGCAAAAGCUUUCAGUGCGUUGUGGCAUGAUUAGCAGAAAGUAGUCUACAGGCCAUCGGCACUUUCUAGUCGACUAACUAAUGCACUAAAAUGGAUAAUAGUAAAAAUAAGUAAGGGGAGGGUAAUACAUUUAAGAUGUGGCUGAAGUCACUCUGUAACAUUUCUGCAGCUGAAUAAUAAGCAUGUCAAUGGCUGGAUUUGGUGAGUCGGGAUGAUUUGCAGCCCGUGCUAUACCUACCCGUUUUAUUUUCCACAGCUUCAGAGACACUACAUUUAGAUGUUUUAUGUAUGUUUUGCAAUUGCAGUAUUUGUAUGUGAUGGGUUUGUAGCUUAAACCUAUUCGCUGGAACGUUCAAGACAAUUUAACUACACAGCAAAGCAAGACACGAGUAGGCAAAGUUCUUUAUGUUUCUCGUGCACGGGA